UACAGGUAAACGUCCCUUUGUAUGUGACGCAUGUGUCAAAUGGUCUUGUUGGACGUGUGAUCGCUGAAAAACAAACGGAGGGCCAAAUUGUAUAUGGAGAAGUGCUUUCUUCUGCAAUUGUUCAUAACGGAAAUAGUAGCAAAGUUACAACCAUUACACCACCUUCUCAUUCUAAUAAUGAUAAUGAAUCCCCUUCCGAGCUUUUGGGGCUAAUUUCGUCAGGAAAUUUGCAAGUUGUCAGUAGUGAUAAUUGCACAUUUACUAAGGCACAGAAGGAAAUUGGGAAAAAUGAUUUUUCGAAGAUACCAAAUGGAAUUAAUGGUGUCGAGGAUCGUAUGUCGGUCGUUUGGGAAAAAGGAGUUUUUACAGGAUGCAUAAGUCCUUCUGAGUUUGUUGCUAUAACGAGUACAAAUGCCGCAAGAAUUUUCAAUCUUUACCCAAGAAAAGGGUGUAUUGCGGUUGGAUCAGACGCAGAUCUUGUCAUUUGGAAUCCAAACAAAACGAGAGUUAUAUCGGCUAAAACUCAUCAUCAUGCUGUUGACUUUAAUAUUUUUGAGGGAAUGGAAUGUCAUGGGGUCCCAGAGUAUGUUCUUGUAAGUGGUAGAGUUUGUGUUGAUGAGGGCCAACUUAAAGUAGUUCAAGGCUUUGGUCGUUAUAUCGAGAGGCCAGUUUUUCCCCCGUAUGUCUUCCAUCAGUUACAGAACGGUUCUGGUUAUGAAAAGCAUCUUUCAGAGCUGUCAAUUGUGGAACAAAAACAAGAUAUGAAUGAGCAUAAAGGUGACCAAGCAGUUUAUUUAGAGGAACAAACUCCACAAACAGCCUUUACAGCAAACGAUGCAUCAACACCAUGUUGUAAAGGAGCUAGGCCUGAGAGUUCGAGAAAUUUACAGGAUUCUACUUUCUCAUUAUCCUCUGAAAAUGAGACAGAUGUCGAAAGAAGGUCCUGCAUUAAGGUUAAAAAUCCUCCUGGAGGAAAAUCUUCCGGAUUUUGGUAAAUUAUCGCGCUAUCCAUGUUGUCCUAAGUUCACGAUGUCUCAGAGAAAUGAUAUGAUUAGAUUAAUCACUAAAUGAUUUUUUAUUUUUAUUGAUUUAAUUUUAAAUAUUUAUUGUAGCAUAGGGCGAUUUGGUAAAUUUGGUUUAACUGAUGAAUAGAUUAUGUUUAGUAAAAAGAAAUAGGUUAAACGUUUAGUGUUUAAUUGUACCAUUACAUAUGUACGUCCUUUUAUUUAAUUAUCAUCACGUUUUAUAUGUUACAAACGAUACCAAAGUUACAUUAAUCGUAAUGCUACAAUAUGUUAAAAAAUCGUUAGCUUUAUGAAGUUAAUGUUAUUUUUAAAAUGGUUGUGUUGUUUUUCUAUCUGUUAAGAAAAAUAAUAGCUUUUAGCACUGAAUAUUAAUGUUGAUAAUUAAAUGUAACUGUUUGCAAAGCUUUCAUCAAAUAUGGUUUAUAAGAAAUAUGUAAGAAUGUAUUAAUAUUUAAUAAAUAGCUUGUGUCAGAGAA
This is a messenger RNA of Agrilus planipennis (emerald ash borer), 1501 nucleotides long. RefSeq names its product dihydropyrimidinase-related protein 2. The coding region runs from base 336 to 995 and encodes 219 amino acids. The transcript has 7 exons. The record is from RefSeq and is a predicted model, not a curated record. Gene Ontology annotation, biological process: pyrimidine nucleobase catabolic process. Gene Ontology annotation, molecular function: dihydropyrimidinase activity. Gene Ontology annotation, cellular component: cytosol. Lineage: Eukaryota; Metazoa; Arthropoda; Insecta; Coleoptera; Buprestidae.